AUGACACCGAUGCUGAUGUUCCUCAAUGUCUCCACAAGGGCUCCAUUAGCCAGUGCUUCGGUGUUUGUUGGAGCCUUCGUGGUCAAUCUCUUUGUUGGCAUUUCUACAGUAAUCGUCGGGGUAUUAUCAAGAGAUGACAAAACAAGAACUGAUUCAUAUAUCGAAGCGGAGCUGGCGAUCAAGCGCCGGGGAAGUCAAACGAGCUUCGCACUUCUCGGAGAAACCACCAUUCGUCGUGAAGAGUCCUUCCAAGUGCUCGGGGCGCUCAAUUGA
Oikopleura dioica is the source of this 273-nucleotide messenger RNA. NCBI's taxonomy places the organism in Eukaryota, Metazoa, Chordata, Appendicularia, Copelata, Oikopleuridae. The record is from the annotation of a GenBank genome assembly.